This is a messenger RNA of Rhodamnia argentea, 1562 nucleotides long. RefSeq names its product WD-40 repeat-containing protein MSI2. The record is from RefSeq and is a predicted model, not a curated record. Gene Ontology annotation, molecular function: histone binding. Lineage: Eukaryota; Viridiplantae; Streptophyta; Magnoliopsida; Myrtales; Myrtaceae. Gene Ontology annotation, cellular component: nucleus. The transcript has 6 exons. Gene Ontology annotation, biological process: regulation of gene expression. Bases 67 to 1275 code for a protein of 402 amino acids.
UUUGGCGGGAAAAAGCAGCGCCACAAAUCACGAACACGGAGAGAGAGAGAGAGAGAGAGAGCAUCCAUGGCGGAAGAGGAAAGCGCCGAGCUCGAACAGCUCGAGGAAGAGUUCAAGGUGUGGAAGAAGAACACCCCGAUCCUCUAUGACCUCGUGAUCUCCCACGCCCUCGAGUGGCCAUCCCUUACCGUCCACUGGGCUCCGCUCCCUCCCCAGCCCUUCGCCGACGACCAUUCCCUCGCCGUCCACCGCCUCGUCCUCGGCACCCACACCUCCGACGGCGUCCCCAACUUCCUCUUGCUCGCUGACGCCCUCCUCCCUUCCAAAUCUGAUCGUUCCAGUGAGAACGCCGCGCUUCCCAAGGUGGAGAUAUCGCAAAAGAUUCGCGUGGAUGGGGAAGUGAAUAGAGCACGGUUCAUGCCACAAAAUCACAAUAUUGUGGGUGCUAAGACAAAUGGUUGUGAGGUUUAUGUUUUUGAUUGUUCUAAGCAGGCUGCGAAGCAGCAGGAGGGUGGGUUUGAUCCGGAUUUGAGGUUGAUGGGUCAUGAUGGAGAAGGCUAUGGAUUGUCUUGGAGCCCCUUGAAAGAAGGUUACCUUUUAAGCGCUUCCCAUGAUAAAAAGAUUUGUCUCUGGAAUAUAUCUGCCGAGGCACAGGGUAAAGUGCUCAGUGCAAUGCAUGUUUUCGAGGCUCAUGAGAAUGCGGUUGGAGAUGUGUCUUGGCACUUGAAGAAUGACAACUUAUUUGGGUCUGUCGGUGAUGAUUGUCAAUUGAUGAUCUGGGACUUGCGAACGAAUAAACCACAGCAAUGUGUUAAAGCACAUGAGAAAGAGGUGAAUUCUGUAUCUUUCAACUCGUAUAAUGACUGGAUUCUGGCAACCGCGUCUUCAGACACAACAGUUGGACUGUUUGACACGCGGAAGCUGACCACGCCAUUGCAUGUCUUUAGCAGCCAUGAAGGAGAGGUCUUGCAAGUAGAAUGGGAUCCUAAUCAUGAGGCUGUGUUAGCUUCUUCCUCGGAGGACAGAAGGGUGAUGGUCUGGGAUCUGAACAGAAUUGGAGAUGAACAGCAAGAGGGAGAUGCAAGCGAUGGCCCUGCCGAACUGCUAUUUUCUCAUGGGGGUCAUAAAGCUAAGAUCUCAGAUUUCUCAUGGAACAAGAACGAACCAUGGGUUAUCUCGAGUGUGGCUGAAGACAACUCUGUUCAGGUUUGGCAAAUGGCUGAGAGUAUCUGUGGAGAUGAUGAUGGCAUGCAGGCCAUGGAUGGAUAUGUAUGAGAUUUGGUACAAAUGCUUCAUAGGAAUUUCUCAGCUCUGAUUUUGUUUCGGGUCCAACAGAGAAUUUUUCCUGAACUUGCUAAUUCAACAAUGCUUCACGAAGCAUUUUCUUCCAGUCCUUUUAGCCGGCUUAGAUGAAAGAUAUACUCGCUGGCAUGAUCCGUUAGGUGUGAGUCAGUUUAUUUGCGAAAGGACGAGCUCUUUGGAUGAGGUUGAAGUACGCUCUCAGACCGUUUUCUGUAAUUGAUCGUGUACGGUGGAUGAGUUGAAUAGUGAUGCGUUUCCUU